Messenger RNA from Boleophthalmus pectinirostris (great blue-spotted mudskipper), 2998 nucleotides. RefSeq names its product serine/threonine-protein kinase OSR1-like. The transcript is spliced from 17 exons. The record is from RefSeq and is a predicted model, not a curated record. NCBI's taxonomy places the organism in Eukaryota, Metazoa, Chordata, Actinopteri, Gobiiformes, Gobiidae. Gene Ontology annotation, biological process: protein phosphorylation. Bases 52 to 1512 code for a protein of 486 amino acids. Gene Ontology annotation, molecular function: protein serine/threonine kinase activity; ATP binding.
GGCUGUAAUUUCCUAAUUUUUCCUUUUCUUCCACAGAAAGAAAUCCAGGCCAUGAGCCAGUGCCACCACCCCAACAUCGUGUCUUAUUACACCUCAUUUGUGGUCAAGGAUGAGCUGUGGCUGGUCAUGAAAUUGCUCAGUGGGGGUUCAGUGUUGGAUGUGAUCAAGCAUAUCAUCUCACGAGGGGAGCACAAGACUGGAGUCCUGGAUGAGGCCAGCAUAGCCACAGUGUUGAAAGAUGUUCUAGAGGGCUUAGAAUACCUGCACAAGAACGGCCAGAUCCACAGAGACUUAAAGGCUGGAAAUAUUCUGCUUGGUGAUGAUGGAUCAGUGCAAAUUGCAGAUUUUGGAGUCAGUGCGUUUCUAGCCACAGGUGGUGACAUGACGAGAAAUAAAGUCCGCAAGACGUUUGUGGGGACGCCAUGUUGGAUGGCCCCAGAGGUCAUGGAGCAAGUUAGAGGUUAUGAUUUCAAAGCUGAUAUCUGGAGCUUUGGGAUCACGGCCAUUGAGCUUGCCACAGGGGCUGCACCUUAUCACAAAUACCCUCCAAUGAAGGUCUUGAUGCUGACGCUGCAGAAUGACCCUCCCUCUCUAGAGACAGGAAUCACAGACAAAGAGAUGGUAAAAAAAUAUGGAAAAUCGUUCAGGAAAAUGAUCUCACUGUGUCUACAGAAAGAUCCAGAGAAAAGGCCAACAUCCUCAGAGUUGUUGAAGCACAAAUUUUUCCAAAAAGCAAAGACCCAUGAAUAUUUACAUGACAAGUUACUACAGAGGGCACCCACAAUAACAGAGAGGUCAAAAAGGGUGCGCAGAGUGCCUGGUUCUAGUGGACGGCUGCACAAAACAGAAGACGGUGAAUGGGAGUGGAGUGAUGACGAGCUAGACGAAGAGAGUGAAGAAGGCAAAGCUGCAGUGGCUGCUUUAAGGGAGCAGCAAGGGAAGUCAGUUAGCGCCCCCAAACGACAAGUGCGCUUCUCCUAUCCACUGGAGCUGCCUGCGUCCAGGUCACCACGUGUGAAGGAGAGCCCUCAGAAUUCAGAGAUCUUCCAAAGCCCUGACCCUUUAAGCACUCAUCUCCAGCCCCCCAUGGCUCCUCUACCUCAGGCUGGGGUUGCCCCUCAGCCGGCUGCACCUGUCAGCCCUCCAACGUGUGUCCCUGCUGCCUCUCCUCCUCCUGCUGCUGUUCCAACACAGGCUCCAGCUGCCUCAGGCGAAAUCAACGCUUCCAUUAGUUUGGUAUUAAGGUUAAGAAAUUCAAAGAAGGAGCUGAAUGACAUUCGCUUUGAUUUUAUGCCAGGAAGAGACACAGCAGAGGGAGUGUCCCAGGAGCUGGUGUCUGCAGGCCUGGUGGAUGGCAGGGACUUGGUUGUAGUUGCAGCAAACCUGCAGAAAAUUGUUGAUGCGCCUCCAGCCAAUAAGAAUGUCACUUUCAAACUGGCAUCAGGGAUUGAAGGAUCUGAAAUCCCAGAUGACAUCAAACUGAUGGGCUUUGCUCAGCUGAGCAUUAGUUAAAACAUUGUUCUACUUUGGACAGUAACUUGACAAAAAUGUGAAAAUAUAAAAAAAUAGUUUAUUGCAUUUUUUUUCCUUUGAUGGCUGUAAAGAAACCACUACUGCCAAAGAGAGACCGUUCGUGGCCCAUAGGAUUACAGUGGCAUCAUGACGCUGAACGGCUCAAUAUAGUUGAGAGAAGUUUACAGUGAAAAUGUAGAAGGAUGCAACUCUCUCACCAUCCGCGUUCAGUGGUUUCCCUAGCAACGUAGUUUCUUAUCUAAUUGUGAUGCAUUUGCACAAUCUAAAUGAAAACCCUUCAACCUGAAGCGUAACAAUGCCUUAUAUCCAUCAGAACUACUGAGUGCUCGUCACUGUACAAGCAUUAUGUCGUCUGAAACAUGCACGUGGGGUUCCAUGUUGUAGCCACGUGUCUUGGAAUAAGUUUCUCAUAAAAUGAACAAGUGCAUUUUGUUUCUGUAAAAAUAUGAGUACUUGAUCUAAAGUCUAGUCUGUAAAUAAGGACAUGUGGCUUUGAUUUGUUUUUAUAAGUUUGUCUUUCACUCUAGGCCUUUAUGUCUAUCUUAUGCCAUUUUUGGGUGUGUGAAGAAAGGUGACCAUGUGACCACACUGCGAAUAUCAAAACAUAUUUUUAAAUUGAAUUGUAUUGAGUUUUUGGCUACAUAAACGUGUAUUGUUCAAUGGGAUCCUGGCUAAAAGCAUCCCAAUAUGCCAUAAUUACCCCCUGAUUAUAAUUGAUGUAAAUGACACUUCAAUUUAAAUUUGCAUCUGAAUCUCCUUUGUCACUGGUUUUACAACUGCUACAAAGAUUUUAUCUAUUAUGAUUGUAAAUGUAAAGGCACAACAGCAUCUGUUAGCAAUGCUUUUGAUGAUUUUUGUGCCUAUCAAUGUGCAUUUUGGAAUACUUAUCAAUGAAUGUGCAUCUUGCAGUUGGCAUACAGCACCAUGGGGAUCAAGUUUACUCCCAUGAUAUAGAAUGCCUGCACUUUUUCUGUCAAAAGCCCUUCAUGAUGCCAUAUGUUUUAUGAGUAAAUGUAAAGAGACAUCUAAGAUGUAAAAUUUUAUGCCAGCCUUAAAUCAAAAACGACCAAGUGUAUUUUUCUGUCUUUGAAGACACGUUUCUAAGUGCAGUAUUUGGUGCCAUUCUCCUGGUGUGAGGACAGGAUUGGUGUGAAUGAUGAUUACUUGUGUGUGAAUAAAGGUGUGCGUGUUGCCAAAAUGGAACCUGGUUCUAACAGAGGUGAUCUAUUAACUGUUCAAUGCUGUCACAUUUCUCAUGCAACAGCUUUUAGUACGUUUGACAAACUGUAGCAACUGAACAUGACCGGCAAAAAGACUUCAUUGUUAAUUAAUGCAAUAACUCAUCAAGGCUGUAAGAUAUUUGGAUUUUCAGUUUUCAUUCUUUCAUUAAUUCUCUUUUGGAACAUUCUCAAUUUCAAAGCAUGUUUCUCUGAUUAAUUUCAAUCAAUAAAGAAUGAGCAUAUCA